AUGACAUCGAUAUAUUUAUUCAAUACUUUUAAUAAAUCAUGUAUUGCUCAAUGUAUGGAUAAAAGCAGAACAACUUAAUAAUUAUAGAAGUGAAGCAAGGCUGCAACAUGUCCCUGGCGUUUGACGUGGGCAAUACUAGCGGCAGUACUGCUUAUCAAAGCUUAUCACAAGAUUCAAGCGAUAAAUUAAAAUCCUUACCAGCGCCAGCAUCCACACAUCUGAGAAGCAACAUGAGCAUGGCUUGGAUGCGACAAUGUCGCCUUUAUAAGUUUAUAAUGCUUAUAUUGUUGCUCUUGAUACUACUACCCUUGCUGGCGCAUCGCAAGUUGCUUAAUGCCGAACUGGAUGCGCCGCCAACAGAUGUGCAUCGCUCUCGACCUCUGCUGGAUGCUUAUGAGGAUUUCAAUGCGAUGCGGGCCAGUGAUCUGAAGAUGCGCAUCGAAGAAAUGCUCAGAAUCAAGAGCACCGUGUCCGUGGAGCUGCGCGAAUUGGAAUCUCGACGUCAAAAGCUGCAGUCGGACAUCAGUCAGUACAAUCAGAAGCUUGAGGAACUCAAGCAGGAGUUGUUACGCGAGCAAACAGAACUCGAGCGCCUAAAGAUCUCUGUGGAGCAGGCGCAAGUGGCGCAACGGGAAGCCGUACAACGUAACACUCCAGAAUUGGCUCUGCCACGCACUUUGACGCCCAGUUCGCUGCCUCGCAAAAUGAAUGGGAUAAGCGAGGGAGUUGCAGCUGCCUGCGAGAUGCAUAAUUGCUUCGAUCACUCACGAUGUAGCCUUACGUCCGGUUUUCCCGUCUAUCUAUACGAUCCGGAUAUUUACAAUGUGCAGCGACCCGGUUACGAUAUCGAUGGAUUUUUAAAGACGACCAUAAAACAGACUUUAGGCUACAAUGCGCAUAUUGUGCGCGAUGCAAAACAGGCCUGCAUCUACCUUGUCCUGGUGGGCGAGGCUCUCUUAGAGCAGGAUUUGCUGCGCAACAAUCGAUACGCUGCUCAGGAGGAGAUCGCGCAACAGCCUCAGAUUCUGUCCAAUUCGUUGGCUGCCAACAGUUCACCCAUCGAAUUGGAAAAACUAUACAAGUUGCCCUAUUGGGGCGGCGAUGGAAGGAAUCACGUGCUAUUGAAUCUGGCGCGUCGCGAUUUGAAUUCGGCGCGUACCAAUCCGCUGCUGCAGCAAAAUACGAUGCGAGCGAUUAUCGUGCAGAGCUCGUUUGAACGGGAUCAGUUUCGGCCCAAUUAUGAUCUGAUUGUGCCACCUAUUCUUGGUCCGCCGGGUGGCGAUGUUUGGCAGGAGUGUGCCAGCAUGGUGCCGGCGCGUCGCAAAUACUUGCUCACUUUUCAGGGUGAGCUGCGACCCACACAAUCAGCGCUUCAGCCAUUAGAUGACUUUAUAAUGGAGCACCUUAAGGAUAUGUCACGAAGCUCAACACAGGAUCAGUUUUUGCUGCAAUUCCAAUGUGUGCCCGCCACAGAGCAACAGGAGUCGGGUUCCUUGGGCGACUGGACCCUGUGUGGGUCCGACAGCUCACGCAAACAGCUGCUCAAGGACUCAACAUACGUGCUCAUACUUCCGCCAUUGGGUCAACGGGUAAGCUCGACGCUAAUGCUGGCACGUCUCUAUGAAGCAUUGCGUUCGGGCGCUGUGCCUGUAAUCCUAGGUGCUGAUGAAUUGCGUCUGCCGUAUGCCGAGACCAUUGACUGGCGACGUGCUGCUCUGCUGCUGCCAAAAGCUCGCAUAACGGAGCUACAUUUCCUGUUGCGCGCCGUGCAGGAUGCAGAUUUGCUGCUAUUGCGUCGUCAAGGACGGCUCAUUUGGGAGCGAUAUCUGAGCUCGGUGCAGGCCACAGUAGACACGGUUAUAGCCAGCAUGCGAGAUCGACUGGGCAUACCACCACGCCCGGUGCCGCCAAUUGUUGCCCAGAGCGUCUUCAAUAGCACGUUUAUACCGCUGAAAUCUGAGCCGCUUGUUGGCAUGGACACAGAGCCGGAGGAAUCACUGGGUCCGAUUGAGCCACCCUAUCCCAGUCCAUCGUUUCGUCGCAACUAUACAAUACUGCGCAUACAAUCGAAAGAAGCGUGGAACGAUUGGAUGGAUCCAUUUUUCCUCUAUCCGCAACUGCCCUUCGAUCCGGCUUUGCCAUCUGAAGCAAAGUUCAUGGGCUCCCACACAGGCUUUCGGCCCAUUGGCAAAGGAAUUGGCGGAGCUGGCAAGGAAUUUAGUGAAGCACUUGGUGGCAAUUAUCCACGCGAGCAAUUCACCAUUGUCAUACUCACGUAUGAGCGGGAGCAGGUGCUCAUGGAGUCACUGGGUCGCCUCUAUGGCCUGCCCUAUCUGCAUAAAGUGGUUGUCGUUUGGAACUCGCCCAAGCUACCGCUGGACGAUCUGCGUUGGCCAGACAUUGGAGUGCCCGUCGCCGUGGUGCGUGCACCACGCAAUUCGCUGAACAAUCGCUUUCUGCCCUUUGAUGUUAUCGAAACAGAGGCGGUACUGUCUGUGGAUGACGAUGCUCAUUUGCGGCACGAUGAAAUUCUCUUUGGCUUUCGUGUAUGGCGAGAGCAUCGCGACCGAGUGGUCGGCUUCCCCGGUCGCUACCACGCCUGGGAUCUGAGCAGCAACAACAUGUGGCACUACAACUCCAACUACAGCUGCGAGCUGAGCAUGGUGCUGACAGGAGCUGCGUUCAUACACAAGUAUUAUAUGUUCCUGUACUCGUAUCAAUUGCCGCAGGCCAUACGCGACAAGGUGGAUGAGUAUAUGAAUUGUGAGGAUAUCGCUAUGAAUUUUCUUGUAUCCCAUUUAACGCGUCGACCGCCUGUAAAAGUCACCUCACGCUGGACCUUCCGGUGUCCCGGCUGCCCGGUCUCCCUUAGCGAGGACGACACCCACUUCCAGGAGCGGCACAAAUGCAUCAAUUUCUUUAGCCAAGUCUUUGGCUAUACGCCGCUGCUGAACACCCAAUAUAGGGCUGACUCCAUACUCUUCAAGACGCGUAUUCCGCACGAUAAGCAGAAGUGCUUUAAGUACAUCUAGUUUCAGUUCAGACGCCGCAUAUCAUCAUUCAACGGACGUACUUAUACAGACUCUUUUCUUUAGCUAGUAAGCAUAUAGUUGUGGCUAAGAUAGCUUAGACCAAAUUGUGAGAUUAUCGAAGUGGUAUAUGUAAAUACGUUUAUAUAGCUGCCAUAAUUACAGAAUUUUUGAAGCGAACAGAAUUUGUCCAGAGAGUUUUCGAAGACUUCUUAAUUACGUUAAGUUCAUUUGACUUUGUAUAUAGCAUCGUAUUAGAUUUAAUUGCUUAUUUUUAGCCAAUUUGUUAUUGUACAAUUUGAGUAACAUAAAAAUAAUUUUAUAAACAAUUGACACACGUCCGGCGAGAGAUCCCAAAA
Drosophila hydei is the source of this 3388-nucleotide messenger RNA. It is a transcript of the gene botv, whose product is annotated as exostosin-3. Gene Ontology annotation, cellular component: membrane. The record is from RefSeq and is a predicted model, not a curated record. Gene Ontology annotation, molecular function: glycosyltransferase activity. The transcript has 3 exons. Lineage: Eukaryota; Metazoa; Arthropoda; Insecta; Diptera; Drosophilidae. The coding region runs from base 108 to 3032 and encodes 974 amino acids.